AUGGCAUCAAUUGCAGUUGAAACAUCACGACUUGCACAAGCACUAAUUAGAUAUUGUGUUGAAAAUAAUGUGCCAGUUCCAAGGUUAGAUUAUGGUCAUGGUUGUGCAAGAAAUUUAUUUAUCGCAAUCUGCUGCCGCAAUCGCCGUGGAAAUCCAUCUGGACCUAAAAAAGAGCUCUUUGUACAAUUGAAAAAAGCACGUUUGGCUAGGAAAUAUGACGAAUUUAGGACAUUCCAUAAUUUUGUUCUUGCUGUUAUAGAGGAUAUUUGA
Molecule: messenger RNA, 270 nt
Organism: Entrophospora sp. SA101
Lineage: Eukaryota; Fungi; Glomeromycota; Glomeromycetes; Entrophosporales; Entrophosporaceae
Source: the annotation of a GenBank genome assembly